This is a messenger RNA of Saprolegnia diclina VS20, 438 nucleotides long. RefSeq lists its product as hypothetical. The record is from RefSeq and is a predicted model, not a curated record. The transcript is spliced from 3 exons. The coding region runs from base 1 to 438 and encodes 145 amino acids. Lineage: Eukaryota; Oomycota; Saprolegniomycetes; Saprolegniales; Saprolegniaceae.
AUGGACCAUGUCUACCUGCAUGUCGAUGGCGAUGGGCUCGAUCCGGAAGAAGACGCGCUCCUGCAGCAGUUCGCCGCCACAAAGCGCGUGCUCGGCCACGAGGUAGCCCGCGCCAGGAGCAGCGAGACGACGCACGUCCUCUGGGUGCUAGCGCCGACCGACGGUGGCAUGGAACGGCAGCUCAGCGACCGGCUACAAGCACUGGCAGGCGACGCGGCGCUCUGCGUGGACCUGCUCUUCCUGCACCCAAACGCAGCGCCUUACUCACAGCCGCUCUACGACGAGCUCUUGUCGCUGCGGUGGCACGCCCAUGCCUACUGCUUUGAGGCCUGCCAUGGCGACGUCGCACGCUUGGCACAGGUCCUCGGGCUCCUCCUCUCGGUGCCCUCGCAGCGCGUCGACCAAGCAGCGGCCGAGGCCCGCGUGGGCACGAGCUAA